This is a messenger RNA of Mastomys coucha (southern multimammate mouse), 1315 nucleotides long. RefSeq names its product osteoglycin (gene Ogn). Gene Ontology annotation, molecular function: protein binding. Bases 225 to 1121 code for a protein of 298 amino acids. The record is from RefSeq and is a predicted model, not a curated record. NCBI's taxonomy places the organism in Eukaryota, Metazoa, Chordata, Mammalia, Rodentia, Muridae. The transcript has 7 exons.
AUUCCACAUGGGAGUUAAGCUGUUGGGCCCUGAAGUUUUAUUGAGUCAAGACAAUUCCACAGCUUCGCUCCUUCACUCUCCCACUUGGGACUAAUGCACAAGCAUGAACACCUCCUGAGGAAACCACAGGGACUUCAACCAGAUACAACGGCGGGGAAGAAGAGAUUUGUUCUACAGUCAUCAGGUCAGUCAUUCCUAACUUCAGUCACCUUGUGUCUGCUGCAAUGAAGACCGCUCACUCUCCACUUCUCCUGCUACUCUUCGUGCUUCUGACACAGCAAACAGCAGAGACGCAGCUGGGCUCACAAGUUAACUAUGAGUAUGCAACAGACAAUUCUGAAGAAACCAAAUUUAGCCGGGAUUAUGAAGAUAAAUACCUAGAUGGGAAAAGUAUUAAGGAAAAAGAAACUAUGAUAACUCCUGAUGAGAACAGUCUUCAGUUACAAAAAGAUGAAGUUAUACCAUCAUUACCCACCAAGAAAGAAAUUGAUGAAAUGCCCACAUGCCUGUUGUGUGUGUGCUUAAGUGGCUCUGUCUACUGUGAAGAAGUUGACAUUGAUGCUGUACCACCAUUGCCAAAGGAAUCCGCUUAUCUUUAUGCACGAUUCAACAAAAUUAAAAAGCUGACUGCCAAGGAUUUUGCAGACAUGCCUAACCUAAGAAGACUUGAUUUUACGGGAAAUUUGAUAGAAGACAUAGAAGAUAGUACUUUUUCAAAACUUUCUCUAUUAGAAGAACUUACACUUGCUGAAAACCAACUACUAAGACUUCCAGUUCUUCCUCCAAAACUUACUUUACUUAAUGCCAAAUACAACAAAAUCAAGAGUAAAGGAAUUAAAGCAAACACAUUCAAAAAACUGAAUAAACUCUCCUUUCUUUAUUUGGACCAUAACGAUCUGGAAUCUGUGCCUCCUAAUUUACCAGAAAGUCUACGUGUAAUUCACCUUCAGUUUAACAGCAUAUCUUCGGUUACAGAUGAUACAUUCUGCAAGGCUAAUGACACUCAUUACAUUCGGGAGCGAAUUGAAGAGAUUCGCCUGGAAGGCAAUCCAAUUGCUCUGGGAAAGCAUCCAAAUAGUUUUAUCUGCUUAAAAAGAUUACCUAUAGGGUCAUACUUUUAACCACCAGCAAUGCAGUUUAUAAUCUAAGGUACAUGUACCUAAUGUCUAAACAUUAGUUUAACAUUAUCAUUUUAUCUCACUAUGAUAGAAUUUUAUGUUUAAAUUCAGGUGUCCAAAAUUCUUAUAUGUAAUUACAAAAAUAAUCCAGCCUGAAUCUAAUAGUUCAAAACAAACUAAUGUGAAACUAAACAGCA